CAAAAUCUGAUUUUCACAUGUCAUUUUUUUGUGAGGCAUUAUGUCACUCUGUUCCUCCCUCUCUCCUCCUGCUGUUGAGCAUUCUGCAUGAACGAAAGAGAGAGAAACCAGGAAGGCAGAGGCUGCGACUCUGCAUUUACAACUAAGUGCAUGAGAGUGACUGUGUGUGUGUGUUCCUGUUAAAGUGUGUGUGUGAGGGAGAGGGAGAGGGAGAGAGGGAUGUAGACGUUUGGCAGAGAGAGAAGAAGAGAGGGAUUUGGCCGACCUGUCGGGGUCUUUCAUGUCACAUUUCUGCCCUGAGGACCUGACCUCUGUCUCUCUGUCUGGAAAAUAACCUGGAAAAACUAAAAUGGAAUAUCGGAAAACUCCACUCUGCAAAACAGUCGGAACAACAUCCCCCCUGCUGCCUCUGCCUCAGAGGAAGAGCUAAAGGGAAGAAUGACUGAAAAUUUUAAUUUGUAUCAGCGUAAGAAAGUGAAGAGGAGAGGAGGGCUUAUGUACGUGGGCCUGUCUGACAACUGGGGGAGGAGGACGCAAGAGAUUUAUUCAUAUAAUUAUACUGGUUUUUUCUUCUUCUUUGAGGGAAAAGUGGAGAGCGGACAGGAGAUAGUAGGAGAGGGGAGGAGAGAGUAGAGGAAUACAGAGCAGAGAGAGGAGAGGACCAGAGCAGAGAGGAGGAGGAAGGAGAGGAGGAGGAAGGGGAGGAAAGGAAGAGGAGAGGAGAGGAGGGGAGAGGUGUAAACACACUCCAGAUGGGAUCCUGGCAUUAAUGAAAUGGGAGCCAUGAAGUAUGAACUCCACUGACAUCUGCAGGACGAUAGAAUAAGCUCAACUAGCUGCGCAAUCAUGAGCACUCCCACGACAGGAACUCCAACUAUGGAGGUGAAGGUGGUCUCCCAGGAGAUGGCAUUGCUUAGCAACAUACUGGCAGCUUACACCUUCAUUGCAGACCAACCUGAGAGGACUGCCUUGGUGUUUCUGGGCGGUGUCUGUGUCGGCCUCCUUGUCACACUCUGCGCCAUCGUCUUCCAAAUACACUGUCGAGCGGACUGUCACUAUGGCAACAGUAAGCAUCCUCACAAUCGCCACAGGAAUAGGCAUCAUCACCGUCGCCAUCACGGCUGUCCCCUCCAUCAGGCCACUGACAGUAAUCCAGACAACACUGCUGUUGUUGCCGCUGGAGGGACGGGGCCCACUGGGGACAGUGAAUCGGAGGACUGGGAUGACACGUCUGACCUGUCGGCACGGAGACGCAGACGCUUCGAGAGAGCUCUGCUGCACGCCAGCAUGUUCACAUCAGCCGAGGAGCUGGACCGGGCCCAGCGGCUAGAAGAGCGGGAACGGAUUCUCCGAGAGAUCUGGAUGAACGGACAACCAGACAUCAGUACAGUCACUCAAAGUCUCAACAGAUAUUACUGACGCACAGUCAAACAGGCAGAUAGUCAGGAGGACACGGAGCCUGACAGGCGGGCAGACGGAUAAAGGAACAUAAACAAAAGAAAAAACACUGAAUGAAAUGAAAAUAAACCAUCAGAUCGGGAGCGCUGUCUUCACUGCACCAAAGAGACUCUUACAGAUCAAACUACUAGUGACAGUAAUGCCGAGAGCGGCUCCCUCCACUCUGUAAACAACAAGGGAAACAUAUGAGUUGUGAUGGCUCACUCCUCCAAAACAACAAGAUGACACUGAAGUGUUGGGAAGAAGAAUGUCCUCGUGCCCUGAAAAGCCAACAAGUAAAGACACAACGUACCUACAGAGCUCACAAAACUACACAAGGGAUUUUAUAACUUUAAAUAUUUUAACAGGUGCUUCUGAGAAAUGUGUAGGUACAUAAAAAGAAUGGGAGGCAUUAAGGAGGCUGCAGUGCUGCAGCUGUUCAUGAGUGUAUGGAUUCAAAUAUCAGUGAUAUUUUGUUGUUGCACUUUUCUCAGCUCACCAUUCUAUUGGUGCGCACUGGAAUUAAAGACUGAAAUGAGGAGGUACAGAAGCUCAAUGCCAAGAUACAUUUACACAUACUGGUGCUUUUACUGCUGUAACUCUACAUCCCCAGAUGGUGGUUGAUAAAAUAUGUAGGAUGUACGUCUGUUGGUUGCAUCUGUUGGCUGGAGGCUGAGCAGCACAGGUGUUGUUGCACAUGGACACAGGACAGCUGGUCAUCAUGUCUGCAGCCCAGUCGCCAGAGGAAAAUCAUUGCAUUGUUCUUUGCUGUAAACCAUGAAUACAUUACAUUUACAUGUUUCAUACGAAUCACAUCAGUGUUUCUGAAAUGAUGUCAUAUAUCCUCCCAAGACCCUCUGUCCUCACAUUUUGGGUUUACUUGACCCUAUACUUCAUUUUACUUAACUUAGACCUGUUGUCCUUGUUUGUGGACACAUUUUUGUGCCAUCUAGUGGUAGUAAGAGCACAGUAUACUAAUCCAUGUAAAAACAAGAUGGCAGCCAUCUCUGCCAAGUCAGUCUGCAGCCGAUCCCGACACAAAAGUGGACAAGGUCCAAAACCUGAUCACAUUUUAUGGUUGAAACAUGUUUAUUUAUGAUUAAUAGUGUUUGCAGUUUGAUAUGGCAACAAAUUUGAUCAAUUUUAGCAACAGUAACAAAACAAGACGCUGUUAAUUAGGAAGUACUGUUUUAGGACAUUGGGACUUAAUUGUUGUCCAUUUGAGGACAUUUGGAUUUAAUUAUUGUUGACAGCGUUUAGUUUUUUUUUAUACUUUCCGGAUAUAUUUAUCCCAAAUUGAUAGGAGAAAUUAAAAAUGAAAACAAAACAAAAGUUCAGGUCUCAGGAGGAUAUAAGCUGCCUUUGUUAUCGGGAGGUAAAGGGGAUGAUGGAUGGCGUGUCACCUAGACGAGACGUCUGCAGCACUGCUAAAAACCUACGAACAACAACACCAACUGUUUUGGGGCAAUCCUUCACGACGUUUUCACCGGUGUUUGUGAAACCAGACCUGAGUGUUUUUCACCAACACAUUGUGAUGCUUGAUCCACGGAACCUAGGUGUUUUUUUACAGACCUGUCCUUGCUUUUCCAGAGGCUCUUGUGCAACUAAACAUUUUUUUUUAAAGCCGAAACAUGAUGUUUUUGGAAUCAUGACCAAGUGGUUUUUGUGCCUAAACAUAACCACACCUUAAUCACUACAAAAUAAUGUACAAAUGUAAUGUAUUUAUGGUUUUCAAAAAUUUACAAUGCAAAAAAACCCUUCUGGUGACUGGGCUGAUGUGUGCAAGGACCAUGCUGCCUUUCUUUGUUUGGCUCAUGUGGUAAUGAGCUGAAAAAAAACCCCCAACUUUAAUUCCAGGUGUUUAUGAAAGCAGUUUUCUGUACAUAUUAUUGAGUAAAGUCCCUUAUUAAAAUGAAAAUACUGUGGCUCAGAUUUCUUCAACAGUAGUUGCGUGUUCUUGGGUUUGUUGUCCAUGUGUUGAAUCUGCUAUAAGGAGAGAUAAUGAGCUGUGGUGAAAGC
Epinephelus fuscoguttatus (brown-marbled grouper) is the source of this 3456-nucleotide messenger RNA. Its product is annotated as protein eva-1 homolog A-like. The transcript has 4 exons. The record is from RefSeq and is a predicted model, not a curated record. Bases 847 to 1419 code for a protein of 190 amino acids. NCBI's taxonomy places the organism in Eukaryota, Metazoa, Chordata, Actinopteri, Perciformes, Serranidae.